AACAACCCAGGUAACCAUUAAGCAUUAUAUUUAGCACGUAAGUAGCACUUUAUGCGCCUUUAAGACAUCCUAUUUAAUGCUAACAAGCAUUAUAGUCGCCUUAAGUGCUACUUAAAAGCCGGUUUUGGCCCAAUAUACGGCUGAAUUAAUGCAAACCCCCAUCUAACAGUGACGCCCAUGACGAAUAUUGUUGACAUGAGCAAUUGACAGCUAGGUGAUGGCAUCUUGUAUGUUGUUUAACUGCUUGACAGUUAGCAUUCUAAAUGCUGAUUAAGUGCUUAAUGAAAAAAAAAAACAGAAACAGAAAAAAAAAUUAAAUAUAUGUUUUAUUUACUGAUCUGUUUCUUCCUCAUGAUCAUUUUAUGCCGUACGCAUUUCCACGAUUGUAGCUCGUCUUGUUCCAAUUCUAGUUUUAAGCUGUUUGAAGUACAAUUUUAUUACCGAAUUAUCAUUUUUAUUCUGCUGAGAUUCGAACUCACUGUCUCUACAUCCGACGUCAUAGUCCUUGUUCGUUACCACUAGGCCAUGGGUGCGAUGAAAACAAGGUUGAUUUUAGCUUAAUAUUAAGAUUCAUUAUCGCCAGCAAACAUUACAAGUUAAACAUUCAAUUUAGUUCCAUUCUCAAAAAUAUUACUUUUGUUAUAGACUAGCGUAACAGAGCAAUAAAGUUCAUGUAAUCACUUUAGCUAUACAAAGUAUAGCAAUAAAAAAAUACAUAUAUUUUUAUCUACGCGCACUCACUUCAUAUCUCUUGAAUGAAGAAAAAAUCUAGUAAUGAUCGCCGAAAAUAAAACGAUGUGAUAUUUUUAAUUAGGGCUUCUGAAAAGUUAAGCUUGAUCUUGCGAGAGCUCUCACUGUCAACAUAAACAUCGUUCGCAUUGAAAGUGACAAGUCGGCCAGCAUCUUCUCCUCGCUUGCAGUUCGGAAACGAAAAAUUAUUUUGAUUUGCUAGGAGAAUAAUUAACGAGAUAAUUGCAAGGUACCAUGGCAAAACGCGGCCCAAAAAAGCGAUCGGCAGCUGCGCUUUUUGACUCCAUUCGGACGAACGUCGAAAACGAUGCGGCUGGCAAAACAUUUUCUGAUGCUGCCGUACAAACCGAUCAAAGUGAGUUCGAGUCGGCAGCAGGUGCUAACUUAUCCGACGCAAAAUUGAACAAGUGCUUGACUCUACUCGCUCACGCGAACGCAAAACUGGAUGCUCUGGGCUCUUCCGGAUCAUCACGUUGCCAGCACGAAUGUCAGGCCAUCGGAGUUCAGAAAAUACCAAUGGAACCAGUGAAAAGUCUACGUGAACUCGAGUUGCUGGAGGAGAAUACCAAACAGAAGGAGUUUGUUGCAUCAAUGAUGGCUUCGAUUGGUCAACUACACGGUCGUAAGCGAUAUACAGGAAAAGGAGGAUCCGUGUGUCUACAGAUAGUGGACUAUUUUUUUGACCGCCAGUUUUUGCUGCAAUGCUCGUGGACCGGAACAGGGCGUAAACAUUCUGAGCAAGAACAAGUGCUCCGGAAGAUCCCGUUCAGCAAGUUCGAAAGCACGAUUAAAUUGUUUCACCAGACCGUGCUUCAGUCAGAUCCAGAAUAUUCUUUUGACGAGUGCAAGGCGUUUUUACAUCGGUGUUUGCGGAAUGCUAAGCAGCGUUUUGAGGAAAUAGGUGGAGUACGCAAACCUGCCGCACGCAAAAGGAAGCUCCGCGACGCGAACGAACAGGAAGAAGAGUACGAAGAGGAGAUCGUUGAGGAUGAAAGCGGUCAGUCAUCUCUCAUGUAUGUGGAGGAUAUUGAUCAGGUCGGAGGAAGCCGCGGAGUGUGGGAGAUCAUUGAUAUAAAGCGAUGCCGAGAGCGAUGCCAUGCUGUUGCUGGGGACGCUUGAGUGAAUUACCAUUUGUUAAAGCAAAUUCUUUUAAACAAAUCUGAAAUAUUUUGAAUUGAAUUCAUGGAUUGAUGAAAUAAAAACACGGUUUGACUUUUACUUACUGUUUUACUCUCUUACUGUUUUACAAUUAAAUCGUACACAAAGUAUGCUGUAAUGGUACAUAUACUGUUUUCUUGCCUAUGGGAAUAGCAACCAGCUUGCACAAGAUCUCUUUGAAUGAAUAUAGCCUAUUUGGUUCAAAAGUAUUGUCUGUGAAAGUGCAAAGUACAUUAAGGUCGAACGACUUCAGCGGGCUUUUAAACUGCGGCUCUGUAUUUUUCAGUGCUUUUCCUAACACUCCUUUGACGCUUGCACUAAUCAUUGCAAUAAUUUUCUUGUUUUUAGAAAGAAACCACAUGUCAGCAAAGUUGUUUUGUAAUGUGAAUCCUUACGAUAAUGUGACUCGAGAGAAUUGCAUCGUAUCUUC
Messenger RNA from Aedes albopictus (Asian tiger mosquito), 2338 nucleotides. RefSeq lists its product as uncharacterized. The record is from RefSeq and is a predicted model, not a curated record. The transcript has 2 exons. The coding region runs from base 985 to 1869 and encodes 294 amino acids. NCBI's taxonomy places the organism in Eukaryota, Metazoa, Arthropoda, Insecta, Diptera, Culicidae.